AUGAAUGUGAAAUAUGGGAUAUCUCAUGUAGGAAUGUUUGCCAAGAGAAAUUGUGAUUUGUGGUGGUGCAACAAGAUUAAUCAAAAUUUAUGUGACCUUCUCAAUCACUACGCAACUGUCUAUUAUGAACAGGUUGAAUUUACGCAAGAGAAAAAAGGUCCAUCACAAUCUUGGCUCAGGAAUCAUUCAGGAAAUUAUAUGAAAUUGUCCAUUUCUGGUGUAGCGAAUCGUUGCGGUUCACCAUCAGAUUAUUCGGCGAGAAGAGUUGCGGACGUCCAAUUAAUGAUCGAUGAUGCAUCCUUUGAUCCGCCAUGCGGCAUGGAUUUCCGUGUCGCCGCGACCGCCGUACCACAGACGAGUGGACGAGGCGGGGGCGACGAAAGUCACCCACUCACUCGAUCACUCAUUGAAGCUUCAA
This is a messenger RNA of Acaulospora morrowiae, 418 nucleotides long. The record is from the annotation of a GenBank genome assembly. NCBI's taxonomy places the organism in Eukaryota, Fungi, Glomeromycota, Glomeromycetes, Diversisporales, Acaulosporaceae.